This is a messenger RNA of Chironomus riparius, 6190 nucleotides long. NCBI's taxonomy places the organism in Eukaryota, Metazoa, Arthropoda, Insecta, Diptera, Chironomidae. The record is from the annotation of a GenBank genome assembly.
AAUCAUGAUGAAAUAACGAUCUUUUUGAAUUCAAUUUUUAUUUCAUUGGAAUGUUGAUUGGAAUUCUAGCAUUUUUAUGGAACACUGGAAAUAUUUCCUCGAAUUUUAUUUUAUUAAAAUUCAAAGAGUAAGCAUCGAAUUUGGCAUUUAACUUGUUAUUUAAUUCAUACAAUUAAUAAAUUCUUAUUGGUAAGCAUAUUUAUGAUAUUAAUAAACUUAAUCCAAUGAAAAGAGCAAGUUAAUUUGAAUCUUAUUUGAAUUGAGCAUUGAUUUUAGAAACUUCUCCACAAUUCACAAAGUUAAUUAAUCAACUUCAACAAAUAAAAAAUCAUCUCUAUGAACUUUUCAACUCGCUAUACGCUACAAUAGCCUUUCUUCGACUACUGAAAUCAUUUUAUUGCUUAUUAACACCACAAUUCAAUAAAAAAAAGACACUUCUGGUGUUCAUUCAAACAUAUAAUAAUUCAAUUUUUUAUGCGAUUACAUACUAUGACGUCAGUGCUUGUGUGCAAGAAUGAAGGGUUGUGGUUAAAGGAACCACCGUAAAGCGAUUUUAUGAAUGAAAUUUUCCCCUUCUUCUUGAUUCUUUAAAAAAAAAUCAUCAACAAGUGAAUGGACACAAUGAAGUGUAAAGUAUUUCGUUAUCUAUUUGAAAGCUGCGAAACACUCCUUGCAAUUUUAUAUAAAUAGAGAGAGAAAUUCUGUCAAAAGUAUCAGUUUCAAAAGGACUGUCUUAAGAGAAACUACAGGAUUUAACAUUACAACUUGUAAAAGUGAAGUGAAAAAUAUAAAUUCAAUAAGGUUAUGGCAAAAUAUUUCAGUAAAAUACAAUUGGUUUCAGCAGUUUUGAUAGUGAGCUUGUUUGUUCUUGGAAGUGGUUUUCAGUCUCCAGUUGCUAUUGAAAAAUGCGAUCAUACAAGGAGGAUUGAAGUUUUUGAAGUAAGAAAAUCAUCCUCGAACAUAGGUGAUGAAAGAAAAGGCAUUCCUGAUGAUGGACAAAAUAAAUACAUCAGAGACAAAGGUCGUGUAGACUAUGAAACAAGGCGGGAUACCAAUGACGACUUCAGGCUAGAAAAAGGACAAACGAGAGAUGAAUCAUUCAGACAAAAUGAACGAAGAGAACGAUUAGAUACACGUCGUGAAAACAAUAAUGAUGAAAGACGUGAAAGAUCAGAAUCUCGUAGAGAGGAUAAUGAAAGACGAGUGGGAUUAGAUACACGCCGUGAAGAUAAUAAUGAAAGACGUGAAAGAUCAGAAUCUCGUGGAGAGGAUAAUGAAAGACGAGAGCGAUUGGACACACGCCGUGAAGAUAACGAAAGACGUGAAUUAUCAGAAUCUCGUAGAGAGGAUAAUGAAAAACGAGAGCGAUUUGACACACGCCGUGAAGACAAUAACGAAAGACGUGAACAAUCUGAAACUCGUCGAGAGGAUAAUGAACGACGAGAGCGAUUAGAUACACGCCGUGAAGACAAUAACGAAAGACGUGAACAAUCUGAAACUCGUCGAGAGGAUAAUGAAAGACGAGAGCGAUUAGAUACACGCCGUGAAAACAAUAACGAAAGACGUGAACAAUCUGAAACUCGUCGAGAGGAUAAUGAAAGACGAGAGCGAUUAGAUACACGCCAUGAAGACAAUAACGAAAGACGUGAACAAUCUGAAACUCGUCGAGAGGAUAAUGAAAGACGAGAGCGAUUGGAUACACGCCGUGAAGAUAAUAAUGAAAGACGUGAAAGAUCAGAAUCUCGUGGAGAGGAUAAUGAAAGACGUGAACCAUCAGAAUCUCGUAGAGAGGAUAAUGAAAGACGUGAACCAUCAGAAUCUCGUAGAGAGGAUAAUGAAAAACGAGAGCGAUUUGACACACGCCGUGAAGACAAUAACGAAAGACAUGAACAAUCUGAAACUCGUCGAGAGGAUAAUGAAAGACGAGAGCGAUUAGAUACACGCCGUGAAGACAAUAACGAAAGACGUGAACAAUCUGAAACUCGUCGAAAGAAUAAUGAAAGACGAGAGCGAUUGGAUACACGCCGUGAAGACAAUAAUGAAAGACGUGAAAGAUCAGAAUCUCGUGGAGAGGAUAAUGUAAGACGUGAACCAUCAGAAUCUCGUAGAGAGGAUAAUGAAAGACGUGAAAGAUCAAAAUCUCGUAGAGAGAAUAAUGAAAGACGAGAGCGAUUGGACACACGCCGUGAAGACAAUAACGAAAGACGUGAACAAUCUGAAACUCGUCGAGAGGAUAAUGAAAGACGAGAGCGAUUAGAUACACGCCGUGAAGACAAUAACGAAAGACGUGAACAAUCUGAAACUCGUCGAAAGGAUAAUGAAAGACGAGAGCGAUUGGAUACACGCCGUGAAGACAAUAACGAAAGACGUGAACAAUCUGAAACUCGUAGAGAGGAUAAUGAAAGACGAGUGCGAUUAGAUACACGCCGUGAAGACAAUAACGAAAGACGUGAACCUUCAGAAUCUCGUAGAGAGGAUAAUGAAAGACGAGAGCGAUUGGACACACACCGUGAAGAUAACGAAAGAUGUGAACCAUCAGAAUCUCGUAGAGAGGAUAAUGAAAGACGAGAGCGAUUGAAUACACGCCGUGAAGACAACAACGAAAGACGUGAACAAUCUGAAACUCGUCGAGAGGAUAAUGAAAGACGAGAGCGAUUGGAUACACGCCGUGAAGACAAUAAUGAAAGACGUGAAAGAUCAGAAUCUCGUAGAGAGGAUAAUGAAAGACGUGAAAGAUCAGAAUCUCGUAGAGAGAAUAAUGAAAGACGAGAGCGAUUGGACACACGCCGUGAAGACAAUAACGAAAGACUUGAACAAUCUGAAACUCGUAGAGAGGAUAAUGAAAGACGAGUGCGAUUAGAUACACGCCGUGAAGAUAAUAAUGAAAGACGUGAACCCUCAGAAUCUCGUAGAGAGGAUAUUGAAAGACGAGAGCGAUUAGACACACGCCGUGAAGAUAACAAAAUACGUGAACCAUCAGAGUCUCGUAGAGAGGAUAAUGAAAGACGAGAGCGAUUGGACACACGUCGUGAAAACAAUAACGAAAGACGUGAACAAUCUGAAACUCAUCGAGAAGAUAAUGAAAGACGAGAGCGUUUGGAUACACGCCGUGAAGAUAAUAACGAACAACGAGAAUCACAUAGUGAAAGAGAACGCUUAAGCACUUAUCGUGCAGACAAUAAUCAACGUGAUAGAUUUGCAAAAAAUAUUUUUGAAAAACCUUUAAUGUCAUCAAUUUCUGAGAGCGCAUGGUCAUUCUGCCAAGGUUUACUUGUUGGAUUUGUUAUUUUAAAAUUCUUGCAGCAAGGUGACGAUUUAAAACCUGAAAGAUUGACAAACUGUUGGAGUAAGCUUUUCUCACUCAAGGGAAAAUAAAUUUCUUCCUUAUACGACCGCAAAAUUUAAAUGGAUACAACACUAACCGCUGCUUAAUCAUGCAUCAGAAAAUUUGCUGCAACAAUCAAUUUUCUCAAGCCCACAAAAUUAUUAAUAUUUUAUUGCUUAAAUGGAUGUAGACUUGUUGUUCAUCUCCAGCAUAUGCUUCAUAUUACUAUAUUAUUAAACAUAAUGUGUUAUACAAGAAUUUUACCUAAAAAAUGAAAUGCUCAUCAAUAAUGCUUGGAAACUUAAAUAAUGGAUACAUAUAGGGGAUCUUUUAGAAAAGUAUCAAUAAUAUAUUAUAUGCUUCAAGUUAUUUAUGCUAAUCAUACAAUUAUCUAAUCAAAUAUCUAUCAGGAAAUUUCAAGGAUCAAAGGAUUUGUCCAUGUGCUGUCAGACAAAAAAAUGAUAAAGUUAUAAGAGUCUUAAAAUUAUAUUGAAGAUUUGAGAAAUAUUAUGUAGUGUGUAGAAGAACAAAAAAAAUACAAAGAAAAUAUUUAUGUAGAUCAAACAUAUACUUAACCAAACAUAUUAACUCUGAAAUAAAUUAUAUUUGCAAGAAAAAAGUACAGCUACACUAUGUUUUUAUUCAGGAGAGGUAGCAAUAUUUGUGAACUUCAAAAUUGCUUACUGCUAUUAAAGCGAAAGUUAUUUGUAGGCUUUAGUUUGAAAUAUUAUUAAUGAAGAUUGAAGAAAAUGUUCCAACUUAUUUAUUUCAAGGUUGUUUACCGUUUUUCACCAUGACACUCCGAAAUUAAAUUGAUUUUUUUAUUAUUGCUAUUUUCCUAAGAGUCAUUAAGUUUAUGUUUUUACGGCAUUUAGUGCGUUUGAUUUAAACAAACUGAUAAAAUGAUUUGUGUGGUGGCAAGGGUGUUAUUCAAAGGUGGGUAAGCAGAACUUUUAUGGAUGUCAAAUAUUUUUUUUGAAGGUUAUUCACAGGCUGUUCUCAAGGGGGUUAUAGAAAAUUUUCUACGAUGUCUUUAAUCAAUGUGACCUCAAAUUAUCAAUGUGUGCAUGCAAUAGCAUUUGAAAAAUUAUUUAUAAAACAAUUGAGUCUCAGCUUAAUUUAAACAAAUUGAACUACAUUAGCUUCAGAUGUUAUUAGGAUAAAAAAAAUAUGAUUGCAAAUUCUUCUUGAAAUGUCGAAAUUAACAAUAACAAAAUUUCGUCAAAGCAUUCAGUCAUCAAUUGUAUGAGUCAUCGGAAGUUUCCGUUAACCUUUGCUUGCUCAAUUUUCUGUGUAUUUAAUUUCAUCUUUUGUUUACUUUCAUGCUUAUUGCUGAUGACGAUGAGAAUAGUAAAUGGAAAUAGCAGAAAUGUUGUGGCUUUGUAUCCAAUUGCGACCUAAUCAUUAAUAGAAAAUUACAUUUGUACAUUUGACAGUUUCUUAUCGAUAAUCAUUCAAUGUCCAUUUAUUUUUGAAAAUUCAUUGAACUUUCCAUUCGCAUGACUUGUCCCUAUAAUUUAAUGACAUGGAAGGGAAUAUAUUAAAGAACAAACAUAACAUACACAAAUUGUUUCCAUACUAAGACUGAAGAAAAUGCUUUGCUCACCCUCAUUUGUCCCAAGUUAACCCCAAAAAUCGAUCUUACUGGCGCCGUCUUUUAUGUUUGUCGUUUCUUUCUCUUCUUUUUUUUGAAAAUGGCAAAAAAAUCCCCUCGCUCAUUGCUCUUUUUUGCCACUCUACUCAAAUGAAAAUGAAAUCGAUGAAAAGAAGAAUAAAAAUUUUUGUCGGGGAUUUAAUGAUGAAGUAUUGUUGAAAAUUAUUUUUACGUCUGUUAUGUACAUAAGUAAAUGAGCUUUAUUUGAACAAAUUUUUGCGGAAAUAAUAAAUAAAUUUGACACUUGAAAGAAUGACGAAUGAGCUGGUAUUUAAUCUAUGAAAAUUUCAUUAAAAUGUGAAAGAAUUUCGUUGAGAAUUCUUGCAUUUUACUAGAGGCGUAUCCAGGUCGUACCUCAAUUUUUGGGAAAAUUCUUUAGUUUUUCGAAAAAAUAAAUUGAAUGUGAAUUUGAAACUCACUCAAAAAAUUUUUUGGACGUCCCUGAGUCAGAGUUGAAGUACCUUCUAUUUAAUUUUGUAAUGUUUCUAUGCCAAUUACUUACGGUCUUAUCAUCAUUUUCAAAUAAUCACAGCCAAUAUUUGAAUUUAAUUUACGGAAAAUAUCGCAGUUCUUUACGUUCUGUACGAAUAUGUUGAACAGCUAUUGCUGGAGUAGACGAUGUUAUCACACUUUUUAAUUCACUUCCAGACACGCAAGGCAAUUAGUUUUAAUAAGGAACUUUGCUUCUUUUGACCUUUUUUUGUGAGAAUUUCAUAAGGUUAAAAAUGUUACAAAAAAAUGGUGGAAAUUAAUGUUUAAGAGCACCAACGACUUUCCAUUUUUAGAUUCAAGACUAGCUUAAUUUUUAUUGAAUAGAAUAGGUUGUGCAGUGGAUAGAAAGAUUUAUUUUUUGACAGCUUAACAAUUUAGCCGCUAUCUUUGGUAUAGGAUUAACCAUCUGCAGAUCUCUCUAAAACUUAAGUCCUGAAAAGCUAUCGAAAGGAUAACAAACCCUCAAAUAAAUUAAAUUAUUACACAAAUCAUGCCCUCCAUUCCAUGCUUAUAUGAACUCUUCAUAAAGGUCAAAUAAUAAAUUUUAUUUAAUACUUUUAUCAUCAAAUUAAGUCUCUUAAUGUAAUUAAUCAAUUCCUUUACACAGUAACAAUUUUAUUAUUAAUAAUUUACAUGAUAAUGAUAACUUUCUCCGAUGGAGCGUGUGAAACAAGCUAUGAAAUGACAAUUGAUGAUUGACAGAGCAUGAUCAAGAUAGG